This is a messenger RNA of Perkinsus marinus ATCC 50983, 981 nucleotides long. RefSeq lists its product as hypothetical. The record is from RefSeq and is a predicted model, not a curated record. The transcript is spliced from 5 exons. Lineage: Eukaryota; Perkinsozoa; Perkinsida; Perkinsidae. The coding region runs from base 1 to 981 and encodes 326 amino acids.
AUGUCGGGCACGCAGUGGGCCAAGAUGUGCCACCAGGCGGGGCUGGUCGACUCUGCGGGGGCCCCCCUCACCUCAGUGGAUGCCGAUCUGGUCUAUGUUGAUGUACAGCGACGAGAGUUUGAAGUGAAAGGGAUGAAGUUCCCCUUCGAGGUCUUCGCCCAGGAGGCCGUCCCAGCUCUGGCUGAGAAGGCCGGCCUGUCGGUACAUGCUGUCAUAUCGCGACUGGCUGCGUUGGAACAGAAUCUCAGCAGUGGAACUCGGCCAACUCUGACGGACAGUUCCGGGCCGAGGGGGAGGGGGUCCAGUGCUCCCGAGGCAGAGAGUGCUGGUCCGGCCCGGCUGUAUUACGAGCACCGUAGACGAUCCAGCAGCCAAGGCAGGAGGAAUUUCAGGAGGCGGUCGGAGGCUGCCGUUAUGGAGGCGCAGCCGAGCGCCGGGACGCUCGACCUCUCACAAAUUUGCGACCGAACUGCAGCGGAUGUCCGCGGAUCGAAAAAAGAGAAAUCAUACGUCCCUGGAAUGACCACUCAUUCUGUACUAAUCUCGAACCGGCUAUCUCAGUCGACCCGGAAUCUCAAGACUCCCGACAGGCGGAGUGGGUCGGUCUCUACUGCUAGCCUUCAGGGUAGUCGAAGUGAAAUGGUUGGACCCGAAAGGUUCUAUUAUGAUACCAAAUCGUACACCGGGACUGCCAAACGGUCCCUAGGAGCACCUCCACUGGACAAGUCCCAUGCUGGUUCCUCGCUGGAGGGCAUUGGGGAGGUGACCGAGGAGGAGACGAAGGGAAUGCUCAUGGACCGACGGCAAGUGGCUCAGGGCAGGCCGGAUCGUGUUGCCCAUGGCAACCCCAGACCCACUGGAGAGGAGGGUACUGCAUCAUUCCCCCUCGAUGGCUUGCCUUCCUACCCUACCACCAGCGGUGUCCUACCCUGUCCAGUGUGCUGGUGGCCUCACAUAGUGGCAGCGGAGGGAACCGCUUAA